AUGCCGCCGAGCUUCGCAGAAGAUGCAUCUCUGGUCUUAGUUGGCAUGCGAUGCGCGGGAAAGUCAUCGCUAGCCACUAUAGCCUCCAGAGCCCUGAAGUGGAAGGUCGUUGACGAAAAGCUGCAGUUCGAAAAAGUAACCGGGUAUUCAGUCGCUGGGUAUAUUGAGAAAUAUGGCCACCAUGCCUACUGCGCCCAAGAAGUCUCAGUGCUAAAGGCUAUCCUCGCACAACAUCAGCGACGCUAUAUCAUCGUGUGUAGUUCGUCCUGUGUCCAGACACAGGCGGGCCAGGAUCUACUACGAGAGUAUCUUGCUACACUCCCAAUAGUGCAUGUCAUGCGAGACAGGCACGUGCUUCAAGCCAACCUAGAAAGCAAAUGGCAAGGGGAUGUAAUCAAAGUUCUGCGCGAGCAGGAGCCAGUGUAUCUGUCUUGUUCGAACCUCACUUUCUUCAAUCGAGACGAUACAAGUUUGCGAUCUGGGGUCGAAUCGAAUCGCGGGGCGUUCUUCGAGGCCCUGACCCCAACUUCGGGAAGGCCUACCUACAGGUCCCUGUCUCUCAAGCAUGUCGAGUCGGACUUCUUACGGUUCCUCAGCAGUAUAUACGACAAGCGCGAGGAGAAGAUCGGCAUUGGUACAGACUGGGAUAUCUUCACCUACUCGCUUCAGCUCCCCUUUCGGGACUUCAAAGCUUGUGGUUUUGAGUUGGAUCGAAUAGCAUGCUGCGCGGAUGUGCUACAAGUUCAGGUUGAUUUAUUACUCCAGGGAUAUCUGGAAACGGAUACUACUCGUCAUCACUGGUGGGAAUACGUCGUGGAUCAACUAGCAUUUCUCCGGAGGCACACAACCCAGCCCAUAUUAUACCAUGCGACGUCGGGAAAUUCACCUCCGUCUCAGCUGAAGCCAGAUUACUUUGACCUCAUUCAGCUGGGGCUUAGAGUGGGAGCUGAAUUCGUCACAGUCGACCUGCGACAAGGGAAGGCUCAAAUCCAAGCUGUCACAGACCAAAAGGGCCAUUCCAAAAUCGUCGGAUGGUUUUAUGAUUCGGACCCUGGGCUGACAGGGGGCUGGACAGGACAACGUCGACUGGAGUGGUAUCGUAAAGCAGUUGAUGCGGGUUGUGAUAUUGUGCAACUUACUCAGCCAGCCAUUACGCGUUCUGAUAAUGCUGCCGCUCAGUGCUUUGCCGAAAGUAUGAACAACGGGGGACCACUACCGGUGUCUGCAUAUAACACGAAUCGCCUGGGCCGACCAUCGCAGUGCUUCAAUAAGUUACUUACGCCGGUUGCUCACCCAGAUGUCAUUAGGGAUGAGCCAGGAACAAUCACCAUACCUCAAGUGCAGGCUGCACUCUUUGCCUCAUUCACUUGCGAGCCAUUGCGAUUCUUCGUUAUGGGAUCGAACGUGCGAUACAGUGUCGCGCCUGUCUUGCACAACUCUGCGUUUGAUGUCUACGGCAUGCCCCACAUCUAUUCCAUAUUACAAACGGACACUUUCGAUACACUCAAUGACGUAUUGCAGGAGGAUGACAUGGGGGGCUUAGGGCUGUCGUCUCCAUUUAAGACGGCUAUCAUUCCUCGCUUGAAAUCUAUGAGCUCCGACGCUCGGUUUAUUGGGGCCGUCAACACGAUUUUGCCUAUACGGAACUUGGGGCACGAGAAUGCAGCGGACAGCAAUCUCCACCGCCAGUUCUCUAUAGCUGAGCAACGCAAUCGAGCCGGUCCCGUGCUAGCCCUUCAUGGAGAAAACACCGAUUGGAAGGGUAUCAGAGCCUGUGUUAUCCGCCAUCUGUCUCCUGUAAACGCCGUGACCUCAGUAUCUACCGCUCUUGUCAUCGGUGCUGGCGGAAUGGCGCGGGCUGCCAUUUAUGCGCUGAUACAAUCGGGUAUCCGGCACAUACUUAUCUACAAUAGAACCCCCGAACACGCCAUGGAACUCGUAGACCACUUCGAGAGAAUGUAUCGCAGCAGUGGCGGCGACCUGACUGAUAACACCGAGCACAACCAGGGCAAGCGUGCUACUAUAUCUAUCUUCCAGUCACUGCAGGACCCUUGGCCGAGUAAUUUGCGUUUGCCCACAGUAAUCGUGAACUGCUCACCGAUCCCUGGGGACCGCAUUAUGCCAGCGCCGCUUCUCCAAGAGAAUAGGGUCGAAUUCGAGCCGGCGGUGUCGGUGCCUACGGCGUGGUUAAAGAGUCCAACUGGAGGUGUCUACCUGGAGCUCGCUUACAACAGUUCCUUACCGUCUCCGGAGCUUCUUCGUAUAUGCUCAAAUCAAGGCUGGAUUGGUGUAGCGGGUUUGGAAAUUUUUAUUGAAGUAGCCUCUGCCCAAUUCGAGUUCUGGACCGGACGCCGGGCUCCGACAUAUAUUAUGAAAAGGAAAUUGGGCCAAUACCUGCGUGAACUACAAGACUCCAUGUGA
Molecule: messenger RNA, 2421 nt
Organism: Aspergillus bombycis
Lineage: Eukaryota; Fungi; Ascomycota; Eurotiomycetes; Eurotiales; Aspergillaceae
Exons: 1
Coding region: 1-2421 (806 amino acids)
Biological process (GO): shikimate metabolic process; chorismate biosynthetic process
Molecular function (GO): 3-dehydroquinate dehydratase activity; shikimate 3-dehydrogenase (NADP+) activity
Source: RefSeq, a predicted model, not a curated record